AUGUCGACACUCGGUGCAUCUGAACACACGGAAACUGCUGCUGGCGCUGGCGUUGCGCAGAAUCCAGCCGUCGCGUCGGUAACGCCCACGUCGCCAGAAAAAUUGGCAGAAAAUAAAACGGAUAUCCCUCCCUUGGAGGCAAUAGCAUCUUCAUCUACAAAUGUCAACACGGAGGCAAUCGACUCGUUGCCGUCGUAUGCGAUUCGUUAUGCACCAUAUGUCUAUCUGGACAAGGAGGAGCGAUUCUUCCCUGGCUUGCCUGAAGAACAUGUCAAGUCUCUUGUGCCGCGCAAGUUUGACGGACAUGAGAUUCCAGUGCCCGAAGAGCUCAAGGGCCGACUGGGUAUGCUCGCGCUCGACGAGGUGAACAAGCCCGAUACGUUUCUGACGAUGGAUAAGAAUCUGAGGGAGAAUGAUUUGAUUGACGAGCUCACGUCUGUGCAUUGCAAGCCAGACGAGACGGGAAAGUCAAAGGCACCCGUGUGGAUCCUCGUCCGCGACAAGAAUGGUGUCGUAGAAGAAAAGGGAGACAUAUUGGAUGUGUUUUACUUUUUCUUUUAUCCGUUCAACCAAGGGAAUACCGUUCUCUUUACGCACUUUGGAAACCACGUGGGUGACUGGGAGCACGCAAUGAUCCGAUUCUGCGACGGAGUACCACAGGCCAUGCAUCUCUCGGCACACUCCGACGGCAAUUCGUGGAAAUGGGCCGCAUUUGAGAAAAGAGGAGAGCGCCCCGUGAUCUACGCCGCUAGAGGUUCUCAUGCCAUGUACCCGUCGGCGGGCAAACACGAUUACUCUGGGGUAUUGCUGGUCGGACCAUCUGACUAUACGUCUACUGGUCACCUGUGGGAUCCAACGCUCAAUUUUGUCGCGGCACGGUCGAUUGUGGGGGGAGUCGACUCGGCGGAAGGGCCAUGCGGGCAGUAUACGUCGAUUGCAUGUCCGAGUAUGCCAGGAUUGAACACAUCGUAUACGAGCGAAGAGGUUGCAGCCGUAUUACGGUUCCAGGGACGGUGGGGGAACAGUUUUUCAGACUUGCGGCUGAAGCGGAUCUCGCAAACCGAGCACCAAAGGUCUGGGUCACCGAUCGCUGGACUGCGGACGUUGUAUAACAAAGUCAGGGGGAAAGCAGAAGAGGUGUCUGCGGAUGCACUGAGGGCGGCCGAGGCGGGCGUCAUCAAAGGCGAGGGACCUGCGGCGGUGAGCGAAUGGCGGACACGACCCAAGAGUACUCUCAAUCUCAAGACACGACUGCUGGUGUUGAUAUGGGCAGAGGGACCGACGGGCCCGCGAGAUAAGAGUCUGGAGCGCAAGACGAUGAACCGAUGGAAGGCAGAGUUGCUCGAGUAG
Molecule: messenger RNA, 1350 nt
Organism: Serendipita indica DSM 11827
Lineage: Eukaryota; Fungi; Basidiomycota; Agaricomycetes; Sebacinales; Serendipitaceae
Source: the annotation of a GenBank genome assembly